UCUCUCUCUCUCUCUCUCUCUCUCUCUCUCUGAUGCUUCUACUCCUCUAGAGCAAACCCUAGGCUCCCUAAAAGCAUCGCACCUACCCAAAUUGGUCUAAACCCUUCUCAAUCUCUCCUCUCCAAUCAGAAUUCACAUAGUCUUCUUCUCGAUUUCAAAUCCUCCUCACUUCGAUCUGCCAUGGAUGCUCAGCGAGCUCUGCUGGACGAGCUUAUGGGCGCAGCUCGGAAUUUGACGGAGGAAGAGAGGAAAGGGUAUAAGGAGGUCACUUGGGACUCCAAGGAGGUUUGCGGAGCUUAUAUGGUUCGAUUUUGCCCUCAUGAUCUCUUUGUCAACACCCGAAGCGAUCUAGGGCCGUGUCCUAAAAUACAUGACUCCAAGUUGAAAGAGAGUUUUGAGAAGUCUCCAAGGCAUGAUGCAUAUGUGCCGAGGUUUGAAGCUGAUCUUGCUCAGUUUUGUGACAAAUUGGUGAUGGAUUUGGACAGAAGAGUUAAGCGUGGGCGAGAACGCCUCUCUCAGGAGGUGGAACCUCCACCACCACCACCUCUGUCAGCUGAAAAGGCCGAACAGUUAUCUGUUCUAGAGGAAAAAAUAAAGAACUUAUUGGAACAAGUGGAGGAACUUGGAGCAUCUGGGAAGGUGGAUGAAGCUGAAGCAUUGAUGAGAAAGGUGGAUGUGCUUAAUGUUGAGAAGACAGUCUUGGCUCUACAGCCUCCAAAUGCUCAAGCAUUAAUGGUUCCACAGGAGAAAAAAAUGGCACUCUGUGAGAUCUGUGGUUCAUUUCUUGUGGCCAAUGAUGCUUUAGAGAGGACUCAGUCUCAUGUCACUGGGAAGCAGCAUAUUGGUUAUGGCAUGGUCCGGGAUUUUAUUUCAGAGUACAAGGCAGCGAAGGAGAAAGCAAGGGAAGAAGAAAAGUUAGCUAGGGAGAAAGAAGCAGAAGAACGCAGGAAACAGCAGGAGAAGGAAAGUGAGAGUAGAAGGAGAAGUGGUUCAAGUGAUAGGGACAGGUAUCGUGAUCAUGACAGAUAUCGAGAACGUGACUUGGAUCGUGAAAGGUCCAGAGAGUGGAAUGGUAGAGGUGGUCAGGAUGGUGGAAGAGGGGUGGAUUGGAGGUCCAGGAAUGGGAGAGAUGGAGGCAGGGAUAGGUACCGUAAUCGAAGCAGGUCACGUUCCCCUAUUAGACGUUCCCACAGGAGGUCACCAAGGAGUCCAGUUCGCCCGUAUUAAUGAGUUGUGUAGAUAGAUGUCUGAGCUUUGAAAUUUAUUGAGCUUUUGUUGAGACUAUAUCAACUCCAUUUCAUCAAUAUUAUUAGCGCAGAAAAGGGUUGAGGUAGGUAAUAUUUACUAUUGUAACUCAUUUAUAAUUUAUUUGAAUUGGGAUGAGAUAAUUUUUCUUGUUUCUGUAUGAAAUUUAUCAAGGAAUUGUUUUCAGAGUCUCGUAUCCAUUUUUGAUGGGUAAGUUGUUGUUGGCUACUUCUUUGUUAUCACAUACUUAAGACUUCAGACCCAAAUUGUAUGCAUGAUUGACACGGCAGCUGGGAGAGGAAAUGCUAUUUAAUCAUUGAUGAGGUAACAUAUAUACAUAUAUCCUAUAUUUUCUUCCUCAAGAAAACUUAGCUGAUUUCCUCCCUCUUCUUUCUGGUAUUGAGUUUUAACCACUUUAUUGCAAAUUGCAAAUUGCAAAUGCUGCUCAUGUGGUAUAUGGUUUAACUGGGACGGAUACGGAAGAUGCCAAUCAUACAAUGUGAUGCUUUGCUACCUCUUUUUAAGGUAUUUAGGGAUUCUUUAUACAUGCUAUAGAAAAAAUUGGUUUGGUUUUGUCUGGUUUAGUCCUCCUAGCUUUCCAAUUUUCAAAACUCACUUUGUCCUCUCAUCACCACCUCUUAGGACAUGGAAAUCUAAUCAUGAAGCGGGUGCUGGUUCAAGCAUUCGUUUUCAGUCCUAGACAGUUGGAUGAAUAGACCAACGACAAAAUGAAUGGUAAAUAUGUGAAUUACAUUAUCAUGUGAAUUAGGUAGCUUUGGAGUUCAAGUUCUGGAUCACAAUUCUGUCUAUCUGGUGGGACUUUCUCAAGGCCUUUUGAUAGUGGAUGUAAAAUGGUAUCGGUGAAUGGAGGUAACUGCCAGUUAUAGUGUGCAGAAUGAAUACUGUAUUGCUUUUCUAUAGUUCUCAUAGCAAGGAAAUGUUUGUGCAGGGUAAAAUGAGUCGCCUAAUGCAAUUGAAAUUUCACUGG
Molecule: messenger RNA, 2233 nt
Organism: Fragaria vesca subsp. vesca
Lineage: Eukaryota; Viridiplantae; Streptophyta; Magnoliopsida; Rosales; Rosaceae
Product: luc7-like protein 3-like
Exons: 8
Coding region: 181-1227 (348 amino acids)
Biological process (GO): mRNA splice site recognition
Cellular component (GO): U1 snRNP; U2-type prespliceosome
Molecular function (GO): mRNA binding
Source: RefSeq, a predicted model, not a curated record